Messenger RNA from Sitophilus oryzae (rice weevil), 768 nucleotides. RefSeq lists its product as uncharacterized. Bases 349 to 750 code for a protein of 133 amino acids. Lineage: Eukaryota; Metazoa; Arthropoda; Insecta; Coleoptera; Curculionidae. The transcript is spliced from 3 exons. The record is from RefSeq and is a predicted model, not a curated record.
AUAUUCAAGCUAUAAACAAAUCCGUCAAGAGAUAAAUAAAAAAAAAUAUAUAUAAAUAAAAAAAAAUUAAAAAAAAAAGAUAAAUCCGUCACACGACCACGUGCGGAGGAAAGUUUAUUUACCACGUCCUUGGUACCCUUAAGUCUUAUAGACCAACAAUCAAAAGAAGUGAUUUGGAAAAACCCUCAGCCUUUAUCAAAACGCUAUUGUCGGCCAAUCAGACUGCAGUGGCUUCAUGAAACCGACGAAAUUUCUAGACAGGAACAAAAUUUUAUAACUGACCAGAUUAGAAAUUUGACUCCAGUUCAUUCAGUGGUCGGCAAAAUUGAUUCUAAUUUGUGUUUAACAAUGGUGGAUGGCAAGGUCUGUAGUGCUCUGUGUAAAACGUCAAGUAUGACAUGUCCCAUAUGUAAUGCAACAAUUUCAAAAAUGAACGAUAUUGCGUCUGCUCGUUCGAGACACAUUGACAACGAAUCUCUUCAGUUUGGUUUGUCUGUAUUGCAGGCAUACAUUAGAUGUUUCAAAUGUUUGCUGCAUAUAGCAUAUAGGCUAGAACUGAAGGUGUGGAAAGUAACAAAGGAAAAUAAAGAACCGUUUGAAAGAAAGAAACGAACAGUUCAAGCCGAAUUUAAAAAUAAAAUGGGUCUCUCCGUAGACAUUCCUAAAUCAGGAUUUGGAACCACAAAUGAUGGUUACAUGGCCAGACGAUUUUUUGCGAAUCCGACAUUGUUUUCGGAAAUAACAGGUUAAUUUUAAUUUCCUUUCAGU